UCCCAGAAGGCACGCUACGCCGCAGUGUUUUCUGGGAUGAGAACCACGCCGCCUCCAAGCCACAGUGCUACCAGGGAAGCGCGGACCUUUCAACGAGAGCUUUACUAAUUCUCACGCUGUGCCCCUGGAAGGCGAUGGAGGUGGCCGCUAAUUGCUCCCUGCGGGUGAAGAGACCUCUGCUGGAUCCCCGCUUCGAGAGUUACAAGCUCUCCCUCGAGCCGCUGCCCUCUUACCAGCUGGAACUUGACGCAGCUGUGGCAGAAGUAAAACUUCGAGAUGAUCAAUAUACACUGGAACACAUGCAUGCUUUUGGAAUGUAUAAUUACCUACACUGUGAUCCAUGGUAUCAAGACAGUGUCUACUACAUUGAUAACCUUGGAAGAAUUAUGAAUUUAACAGUGAUGCUGGAUACUGCCUUAGGAAAACCACGAGAGGUGUUUCGACUUCCUACAGAUUUGACAGCAUGUGACAAUCGCCUUUGUGCAUCCAUCCAUUUCACAUCUUCUACCUGGGUUACCUUGUCAGAUGGGACUGGAAGACUGUAUCUCAUUGGAACAGGUGAACGUGGAAAUAGUGGUUCUGAAAAAUGGGAGAUUGUAUUUAAUGAAGAGCUUGGGAAUCCUUUUAUCAUAAUUCACAGCAUCUCAUUGCUGAAAGCUGAAGAACAUUCAGUAGCUACUCUCCUCCUUCGAAUAGAGAAAGAGGAAUUGUCUAUGAAAGGAAGUGGUUUCUAUGUUUCCUUGGAGUGGGUCACUAUCAGUAAGAAAUAUGAAGAUAAUAAAAAGUAUGAAAUGGCUAAGCAUAAUACUCUCCAUGGGAAGUCUGUGCCACAUUAUGCUGCUAUUGAACCUGAUGGGAACGGUCUGAUGAUUGUCUCCUACAAGCCCUUUACAUUUGUUCAAGCUGGUCAGGGUCUUGAAGAAAGUAAGGAUGAAAACAUGUCCGAGGAAAUCAAAGACCCUCUGUAUUACUGGCAACAGACUGAAGAUGAUUUGACAGUAACAAUACAGCUUCCAGAAGCCUGUACUAAGGAAGACAUUCAAGUACAGUUUUUGCCUGAUUCUGUCAACAUUGUACUGAAGGGUCAGAGGUUUUUGGAAGGCAGUCUCUUUUCAUCUGUUGAUCAUGAAAGCAGUACGUGGAUAAUUAAAGAAAAUAAUAGCUUGGAGAUUUCCUUGAUCAAGAAGAGUGAAGGCAUGACAUGGCCAGAGCUAGUGGUUGGUGAUAAACAAGGGGAAUUUAUAAGAGACUCAGCUCAGUGUGCUGCAAUAGCUGAACGUUUGAUGCAUUUGACCUCUGAUGAACUGAAUCCAAAUCCAGAUAAAGAUAAACCUCCUUGUAAUGCUCAAGAGUUAGAAGAAUGUGAUAUUUUCUUUGAAGAGAACUUCAGUUUAUGCAGAUUUGAUGGCAAUACAUUAAAAACUACUCAUGUGGUGAAUCUUGGAAGCAACCAGUACCUUUUCUCUGUCAUAGUGGAUCCUAAAGAAAUGCCCUGCUUCUGUUUGCGCCAUGAUGUUGAUGCCUUGCUCUGGCAGCCACGCUCCAGCAAACAAGAUGAUAUGUGGGAGCAUAUUGCAACCUUCAAUGCUUUAGGCUAUGUCCAAGCAUCGAAGAGAGACAAAAAAUUUUUUGCCUGUGCUCCAAAUUACUCCUAUGCAGCCCUUUGCGAGUGCCUUCGACGAGUUUUCAUCUACCGUCAGCCCACGCCCAUGUCUACCGUACUUUACAAUAGGAAGGAAGGCAGGCAAGUAGGGCAGGUUGCUAAGCAGCAAGUAGCAAGCCUAGAAACCAAUGAUCCUAUUUUAGGCUUUCAAGCAACAAAUGAGAGAUUAUUUGUCCUCACUACCAAAAACCUCUUUUUAAUAAGGGUAAAUACAGAAAAUUAAUUACUCCAACAUGUUGGCUUCUCUGUACUGCCAAAGUAUUCGAUGGUAGCUGGAAGGCUGAGCAGUUUUGCUAUUAUCUGUUAAGUUUUACUGUGUUAAAUAAAAUUACCUUGUAUGAUUUUUUUUAAAGGAUAUUGGAAAUAUAUUUGCAAUUUAUGGGUCUAUAAAAGCUAUGGAAUGAAGCUGCAAAUUUAGAGAAAACAGCUUCUGUAAAAAAUGUAAAGAUAAUGUUAGCAAGUAUAAUUUUUAAAAAACAGGCUAGAAUCUCAUCUUUUAUAUGAAAGAUGUACAGUUGAUUGUUUAAACAAAAAUAUUUAUCAUGUACUUUGCUGAUAUAGUUUCUACUUCUAUACCAACAGGAUAAUAGUUAACAUGUUCAUUCUUGUAAUUUUAAAUGGACCGAAUAGCUGGAGUAGAGGGGGAUAUAUAACAGGUACAGCAGGUCUAAUAUUGUUAAAGUUUGACGAAGAGACCUGAGGUGUUUUUUCAAAAUAAGUAUAGCUUUAACUUUUAUAAAUCCACUUGGUCUUCCACAGAAUAGACAGAGAUGAUAGGUUCUACAAAGUGUAGCUCUUACCCAUUGCUAUAUAAUAAACCACUCCAAAACUCAGUGGUUUAAAACAGGAUAUUUUAUAAUUUUUCAUGGUUCAGUGAUUUGACUGUCUCUGUUCUGCAUGGCCUCUCCUCCUCCAAUAAGCUAGACUGUUUUUUCCCAUAACAGAGAAAACAUUAUGAGAGCAAUUCCCUAAUGUACAAGAGUUUUUAUCAAGCCUGUACUUGCGUCGUAUUUGCUCAUCUUAGUUGAACAAAGCAAGUAGCCAAGUUUAGAGUCAGUGUGAGAGGUGAGCAUACAAGGGUACAGAUAGCAGGUGGAAUGAUGCACUGGAAGCCAUUACUAUAACAGUUUACCAUACAAAUUAGAAUUUAUCCUUGUAGUUCUCCCUGUAGUUCUACAGUUUAAAAAGUAAUCCUAUUUAUACAUUAAAUAUGUCUUGUCAUGAAUUUUAGUUUCUUACAUUAUUUUCUUGGAUUUUUUUUGGUGUGCAUUUACCUGGGAAAUUGUUUACUUAUAUACCAUUUUUGAAUGCUUCUUUCAUAAGUGUCAAAUUAACUUUUAUAAUAGGAGAAUUGAGAUUUUAGUAUGAGACAGUAAAGAAAAGAGAUACAAGAUCGGAAACAUUUGUUCCUGGCCUACCUAGACAAGUUUUGGCUGGAUUAAAUUUUAGUGAAAGAAGGAAAAAUAAGUUUGAGAGACAGAAAGGGAGGAAAAAAAUGGGGAUUGCAUUCAUGUUUCAGCACUUUGUCAGAAUGCAUUUUCCUGGAGAGAAGUAUUGGGAUAUUUGAUACAAAGGUUGGAAAAGGCCUAAGAACUGGUAGUGACAGUCGAGUCCUGAUAGUACUUUGAAUACUAGGAAAGAGACAGAUUGCUAUCAAGCACCAUGAGAUCAUGAACAGCGGGGGAAAAAAUGUAUGGCAGGACCAAAGAACAAACUGGUGAUAUUUCCAGAACUUUUUAGUAUCAUUGUAAAAUUCAAUGAAACAGAAACAAAAGAUUAUUUAGAUGGUGAACUAUUAAAAGCUUUUGUUAUGUGACAGAUUUAAGUUUUCUUUAAAAUUUACCUCAAAGAUCAUAAAUACUCUUAAAUUUAAGAAAAAGGCAGAUUAAUGUGGUGCUUAAUUAACCAUAUGACUAUAUAUAUAAAUAUAUGCAAAUUUCCAUAUGGUAAUCAAUUUUCUUCCCUUUGUAUAUGUUAUUUUUAACAUGAUUAAUGUUGAAUUGAAACCUAUCAGGAUUAUUCAUCCUAAAUAUUUUUGCAUAUUGGUCUAUGUUGAGAGUAAUAGGUCUAGAGCAGUGAUUCCAAGCCAUGUUUUCUCAAAAUGUUUCAAGAAUUCCACAUUUAAACUCAAAUAAAUUUAAACUGUUUUAGUAUUUAAAUGAAGUGUAUACAAGUGCUAUGAAUGUAGUACCUUGUGUUUUACUGAUUUUACUAUAAAUUAUAAAUGGGAAUUUUAUAAACUAUGAUAGUAAUAAAAUAAUUUUUUGUUUUUCA
Molecule: messenger RNA, 3937 nt
Organism: Bubalus bubalis (water buffalo)
Lineage: Eukaryota; Metazoa; Chordata; Mammalia; Artiodactyla; Bovidae
Gene: NUDCD1
Product: NudC domain containing 1
Exons: 10
Coding region: 135-1886 (583 amino acids)
Source: RefSeq, a predicted model, not a curated record